Messenger RNA from Lycium ferocissimum, 899 nucleotides. RefSeq lists its product as uncharacterized. The coding region runs from base 74 to 751 and encodes 225 amino acids. The record is from RefSeq and is a predicted model, not a curated record. Lineage: Eukaryota; Viridiplantae; Streptophyta; Magnoliopsida; Solanales; Solanaceae. The transcript is spliced from 8 exons.
AAGAAAGUAACAUAUUUUAUUUUGCUUUGGGAGAAGUCAAGGGGGUCUGGAAUUAAGAACAAACUGACAGGUAAUGAAAAUGGCGGGUAUUUCUUGCUAUGGUAUGCUUUCACAGACCCUCAUCAACAAGAAAGUGGAAGGUAUCUACUGCUGCUCCCCUGCACCCAAUAAUAACCAGAAGGUGAAAACCCAAACUCCCAAGUUCUUGAAAAUUGCUGUUACUGGUGCCACUGAACUACUCAGGCUCUUCAGCUUUUCCUCACCAAGAACAAACAUGAGAGUGGAGAUAUCUGAUGAUGAAGGGGCUGAAGAACCUUUGGUCUCUAAUGUAGAUGAUGUCCUAAAGAUUAUCAAGUCAGAUUAUGAGAAAUCUUAUUUUGUUACAGGACUCUUCACUAGUAGAAUUUAUGCAGAAGACUGCACCUUUGAAGAUCCAACUAUAAAAUUCCGUGGAAGGGACUUGUAUUUCCGCAACUUGCAGUUGCUGGUACCGUUUUUUGAUAGUCCAUCAAUCGAAUUAGAAAAGAUUGAGAAGGGUAAUGAUUCUAAUGCGGAGGUCAUAGUGGCAUACUGGAAAUUGAGAACAUCCCUCAAACUUCCAUGGCGGCCGCUCAUCUCUGUUGAUGGAAAGACAGUCUAUGAUCUAGAUGAACAACUCAAAAUUGUUAAGCAUGUCGAGAGCUGGAACAUUUCUGCUCUUGAAGCCGUUGGUCAGAUAUUAAUGCCUGGUUUGAGGAGCUCCGGUGAGUGAAAACUCUACAGAGGAAAGUUCCUGAGCUGAUAUUAUUUCUAAAAGACUCGUAAAGAAUGAUCUCAGAACCACCCUCUAAAGUUUACUCACAGCUUGAGUUGGAAAGACGGGUAUAUAGGUAAUAAAUAGGUGAAGUGAUUUAUCUUAA